CAGCUUGCGCAUUCCAACUUGCGUCCUUGCAUCCUCAUCACACCUGAUCCUGCUGGCUGGCACUGGCUUAUGGACGGCCCAACUGUAGGUAGCUCGUAGCUGCCUUAGAUCACUCACGAAAUCGUUAAAAUCAACGACGUGCCUCGCGGAGGCUAGAAGGCGAGGCAGGUCCCAGGUGGCUCUGGAUGGGAUGGUUGUCUUGAGCUUCGACAGCGCUCCUACUGCGCAGUCAUCCGACCCUUAUGAAUGGCAAACGCUCUCCGAUUCGCCCUUCUUCCUUGAUCGGCCAGAAGCACUGGGCGGUAGCUGGAGCCUGCUUCAGGAUGCCAAUAAUGUUCGGUCACAUAGCUCAUCAAAAGUAGCCUAUUAUUUCCCCAAAGGGGUGGGCGACUACCACUUUGGCGAGCGCCAUCCCAUGAAGCCAGCUAGACUUACCAUCACCAAUCGACUUGUCUUGGGAUACGGGCUUCACAAGGACAUGGAUGUUUUUACACCUCGUAUGGCAUCGAGAGAAGAGCUCGAGUGGUUUCAUGAUGAAGACUAUGUCGAGUUUUUGAGCAGCGUGACGCCCAGCACCCCCCUGUCGGCAGCAUUCACUCGGUUCAACUUUGCUGACGACUGUCCAGUGUUUGAUGGCAUGUACGAUUUUUGCCGAUCAUACGCGGGCGCUUCCCUGGCGGCGGCAAAGAAGCUCUGCUCUGGCACUGCAGACAUUGCCAUCAAUUGGAGCGGCGGCCUGCACCAUGCAAAAAAGUCUGAGGCAAGCGGGUUUUGCUAUGUGAAUGACAUUGUUCUUGCCAUCAUGGAGUUGCUCAGGUACCAUCCACGAGUGCUCUACAUCGAUAUUGACAUUCAUCAUGGGGACGGCGUCCAGGAAGCCUUUUACAAUUCCAACCGCGUUCUCACAGUCUCUUUCCACAAGUACGGCAAUGACUUCUUUCCCUGCACUGGCGCACUCAGCGAGGUCGGCACCGGUCUCGGCAAGCACUUUUGCUUGAAUGUUCCCUUACAAGACGGAAUUGACGAUGGCGCGUACGUGUCGCUCUUCAAAAGCAUCAUUGAACCCUGCAUCACCACGUUCCGGCCCGAGUCGAUCGUCCUGCAAUGCGGUGCAGACUCAUUGGGCCUGGAUCGUCUGGGUUGCUUCAAUCUCUCGAUCGCCGCGCAUGGGGAGUGCGUCCGCUUCGUUAAGUCAUUCGGCCUGCCCCUACUCGUGCUAGGCGGUGGAGGCUACACUGUGCGCAACGUCGCGCGCUGCUGGUCUUACGAGACGGCCGUGCUGACGGGCCGUUGCAUCCCGGACAAGCUUCCCUCGACAGAGUACGACGCGUUCUUUGGGCCGAACAGACGCCUGCACGAGCCGCUGCAGGCGGGGCGCGUCGAGAAUCAGAACCCGCGGGUAGCGCUGGAAAAGAUUCGGAUCGAGGUGCUGGAUCAGCUGCGAUACAUGCACGGCGCGCCGUCGGUGCAGAUGCACGAGCUCCCGCCGGACUUGUCCGGAGCCUGGCUGGAAGAAGACAAUCUGACCAAGCCAGAAGGUUGAUGACAGAGCGUACCCGUGCUCUUUUGGAACCCGCGAUGUUGGCACCCCAAAAAGGCCACCGCUUGAUACCCUUGCCCCCAGGAUUUACUGUAUCUCUAUGUCGCGCCUCGCGUCUUCUGUAGCAUAGAGCAAAGCGCAAGCCAUACGCGGCCAUAUACCUGGUCCAC
Molecule: messenger RNA, 1710 nt
Organism: Tilletiaria anomala UBC 951
Lineage: Eukaryota; Fungi; Basidiomycota; Exobasidiomycetes; Georgefischeriales; Tilletiariaceae
Product: putative HOS2-putative histone deacetylase
Exons: 5
Coding region: 191-1543 (450 amino acids)
Molecular function (GO): histone deacetylase activity
Source: RefSeq, a predicted model, not a curated record